Pristis pectinata (smalltooth sawfish) is the source of this 6867-nucleotide messenger RNA. RefSeq names its product TNF receptor-associated factor 1 (gene traf1). The transcript has 11 exons. Gene Ontology annotation, molecular function: ubiquitin protein ligase binding; tumor necrosis factor receptor binding; zinc ion binding. Gene Ontology annotation, biological process: positive regulation of JNK cascade; regulation of apoptotic process; tumor necrosis factor-mediated signaling pathway. Lineage: Eukaryota; Metazoa; Chordata; Chondrichthyes; Rhinopristiformes; Pristidae. The coding region runs from base 201 to 1967 and encodes 588 amino acids. The record is from RefSeq and is a predicted model, not a curated record. Gene Ontology annotation, cellular component: plasma membrane signaling receptor complex; cytoplasmic side of plasma membrane.
CGGAAGCACGAAGUGGAGAGCGAACAACUGGAGACAACACUGGUCGCACUUUGUUUCGACUGACCCUCGGGCCGAGUGUAGUGAGGGGGCGCCCGGGGACUUCAGACCGCGGCCUGGUGGCUCCGGGGGGGGGGGGGAACCAGACUCGGCCUUCGAGGCGCCGCAUUUCAGGAAACUCUUGGCUGCAUAAAUAGUUUCUAAUGGCUCAAGAAUCUAACGGCUUUAUAUGCAAUGGGCUGCCACCAUCACCCGAUGAAAAUGAAUUACCUUCUGGCUUUCCACAAAAUAUCUGUGAUGAUGUGCCAGAGGAGAAGUACCUGUGCAGCUUUUGUAAAAAUGUCUUGAAGAAGGCAUACCAAACAUUGUGUGGCCAUCGAUAUUGCUGGGCAUGUGUCGAGUGGAUUGUCAAAUACAAUAAAAGUUCAGUUUGUCAAAAAUGUAAGGAAGAUGACUCACAGACUGUAAAUGAAGAUAGCAUUUUGGCUUUGGGAAAGAUGUUCAGUGAUGCUGCAGUAUCCAAGGAGAUCUUAGAUUUGAAAGUACAUUGCAUCAAUCCUGGUUGUACCUGGAAAAGCACAAUGAAGAAUUAUGAGGAUCAUGUAACCCAGUGUGAAUUUUCACUGAUUCCUUGCAGUACAGGUUGUGGAUUGAUGGUUUUAAGGAAGAAACUGGCAGAUCAUUUGGAAAAAGAAUGCAAAAACAAUAUGGUGGAAUGUCAGCAAUGUGAUGUGAAGAUGUUUAUGAAGGACUUGCAGAAGCAUGUGUGUGAUAAAACUCCUUCCAAAGAGAAAAAAACGUUUAAGUUUGACUUGGCCAAUAAAGAAAAGUCUCGUUCUCCUGGAGGAAACCGAACACGUGAUAGCUGCCGUUUUGCAGAAUUGGGCUGCAAUUUCAAGGGUGGCAAAGAGCGUCUCAAGGAUCAUGAAAAUGGUUCCGUUGUCACACAUCUCGCAUUAUUACUUCAGUUUGCCAAUACUCUGAAAACCAACCUGUUGCAAAAUUCCAGCAUUGCUAAUGAUGAAGAAGAAGAUGCAUCAGUACUUACCAUCCCAUCGUUGAUUACUCAACUGCAGCUCAGAGUCCAAGAAAUUGAAAAGAAUGUGUUGUCCUUGUCGUACAAAAGUUCGUUAUCCUCUUUACGCACCCAGGUUGCAGUGGAAUCAAAUGGUGACUUAGAAACAGAUCAUUUUGAAGGAGCUUCUGGUUCUAGUAACAAUUCAGAUUUUCAGGCACCACCAUAUUCUGGACAAGUAUUGACAGGGUGUCAAAAUAAAAUUGAUGCUCUUGAACGAAAAAUCCAGACGUUCGAAAAUAUUGUGACCGUUUUAAACAGAGAGGUAGAAAAGACUCAUACUACUAUGGUUGCAUUUGAGAGACAAAAUAAGAUUGAUCAAGAUGCCAUUAAAGCCUUGGAACGCAAGGUUUCUGAUCAGCAGCACCUGUUGGCUUUGAAGGAUAUGGUUAUCAGUGACUUCCGUCAACAACUGCUUACUUUGGAGCAGAUUUCUUAUGAUGGAAUAUUGAUCUGGAAGAUUACUGAUGUGAAUAGAAAACGGCAGGAGGCCAUUUCAGGACGAACGACGAGUCUUUACUCCCCAGCAUUCUACACCAGCAGAUAUGGCUAUAAAGUGCGAAUGAGAAUAUAUUUAAAUGGAGAUGGAGCAGGUCGAGGUUCUCACAUAUCCUUGUUCUUUGUUAUCAUGAAGGGAGACUAUGAUGCCUUGCUUCACUGGCCAUUUAAGCAAAAGGUUACGUUUAUGCUUUUGGACCAGAACAGCCGGGAACAUUUAAUUGAUGCAUUUCGUCCAGAUGUUAAUUCAUCUUCAUUUCAACGACCAGUGAGCGAGAUGAAUAUUGCCAGCGGCUGUCCUAUGUUUUUACCAUUAUCCAAACUUGACUCUCCUAAGCAGGCCUAUCUGAAAAAUGAUGUCUUGUUUAUUAAGUGCAUUGUAGAUAAUACAAACUAAUAGGACAAGAGGUGAAAAGCUGCAGAAAUUAGUUGGUAUUAUCAUUGCCUUAUAUUAUGCAUUUGUAAAAUGUCUUGCUGAUGUUUUGACAAAUACAACAGAACAAUUAUUUAAAAACAAAACUAUCUCUGUUAAUGAUGAACUGCAUAAUCUAUUCUGAUUUUAUAAGUCACUUUUUUAUUGAUAACGCAUUGGGAAUCUGUAAAUAUAUUUUUGAACUUUGGAUAUGCAAAAUUAAGCUGUUUGAAUAUCAAGAUUAUACAUCGUUGCACUGGGUGAGUGUUGCAUAUUUUCAGUGGCACUGAGUUAUUUCAUGAUACUGGUUCCUGUGUUCCUGUUGUUUUGUAUACAAAAAUGUAUAUUGUUGGGAGCCAGGAGAUGUUGAUCACUUAGAUUGUCCUUGAGCACAGGCUGAUAUUGACCCCUGCCAUAUUAAUGUAUCCCUCUGUCAAUGGAGGUUGUCUGCUCUAUAAUCUAAUUUUAUUGACUAUCUCCGAUUUACUGGUUUAUAAAGGCUGUUUCUGUUAAAUGGUAUGACUUAAGAGAAAUGGUGCAUUUUGGGAGUUAAUAUGCAAAAGAAAUGUUCAUUUAUUGCAUGAAGAAAAUGAAGAUAACUAAAAUGAAUGGCAGAUAGAGAUAUCUACCCUUUUUUUAAUGAAACUUGCAUUAGUCUGUUAAUCUGGACAAUAUUUAUGUCUUUAUCUCUGAAUUUUAAUUUAUUAGAAAUAAUUCAAUCACUUUGAUGUUUUUCAAUGGCACAAUAGAAUAUUUACAUUUUGUAUUGGCUUUUAUAAAUCUGAGGCAGUGAUACAUGCUUUUAGUAGAGAUAUGUCAUUCAAAGGAAUUGUAAAAGAAUUGUGGAAAUGAAUUACAUAAUUCCAAGAGCACAAGAAUUAGUAUGUGCAAACCCUGCGGCCCCUCCGGUUUAUUGUGCCACUCAGUAGGAUCACAGCUGGUCUUCCUUAAGGCAUUUCUCAGUCUUAUCCCCAUAGUCUAGUUAUUCUAGUGUCUAAAAAUCUAACACCUUUUUGAAAAUACUCUGACUGCACAUCCACCAUCCCUUAGGUGGAGAAUUCCAAAGGUCCACAAAGAAAUUUUGUCCUCUUCUCAAUCAAAGACAAAGAUCCCAGUUCUGAAUCUCAAUCCAGGGUAUACAGCUUCUUGGUACCUAUUCUGUCAAGCCCUUUUAUGACUCGUGUGCAUUUCAAUUGGGUGACCUCUCAUUCUUCGAGAAUGCAGAAAAUAUGGGUUCAUUCUACUCUGUCUCUGGCACUGGGACUUCCUGGUCCAUGAACUUUGGUUGCAGCCCAUUUAAUACAAUGAUGUCCUUCGUUAGAUAAGGGAACAAAAGCUGUACCAAACUUUCAGAUAUUGUUCUUACUGAGAAGUAUAUGUAGCUCUCCUGUAGGUACAACAGUUACGCCUCAUGUAACAAUUGUUUAAAGUUGGCCUUUCCUUUGAUCUUUAAAUCUUCUGAGUAUUUGAGGAAAGAAUACUCAGGAACUACUGUAGAUCACUUAGCCCUUCAAACCUAUUUGCACACAUUAUUAAGAUCAUGGCUUACUCUGUAGCCUUACUCAGUGUACUCAUCUUGCUCCAUAAUCCCUUCGGCUGAUUAAAAAUCAUUAGACUUCGAUUCAAAAUGAUUAAGUUGCCAUUUGUGACAUUCUAAAAGUGCUUUCUGAUUUUAAUCUUGAAAGGCUUAGCUCUAAUAUUUAUACCUUUACCCAAGUCCUAACUUCUAUCUGUCAAAGCCAUCAGAUCUACUAAUAUGUUGUAAACACAAAUCAAAUAACUCUUCGCCCUUCUGUAGUUUAUGUAUUCUCUUCCCGUAGCUUAAUCCUCGGGUACCAGAUACCUUUCUGGUAAAUCUGUGCUGUACUCCUUCAGAGGCUAAUAUAUUCUUCCUAAGGUGUGGUGUUCAAAGUUGAUCUUUUUUUUUCUUGGUGGUCUAAUUGAAAUUGUGUAUAUUUACUAUAUGCAAUAUUCCAGGAUCUUUUUGAUUUCUUUUUUAUUUUCAGUUAUGUGGGAUCCACACUAAGACUCAGUGUUUAUUGCCCAUCGCAAAUUGCCCUUCAGAAGAUGGUGGUAAGAUAUUUUAUGAGAAGACUGAAGAAUAAACUACAUUGCUGUCGUCUAUAAUCGCACCAAAGCAAGAUUGAGUAGGGAUAACUCAUUUGCUUCCCUAAGAGUCAUCAGAUGAACACUUGAGGCCUCAACAGAACCAUCUCGAACCCCAAAUAGCCACAUCUUCCCUAUUUGGAUAUCUGCCCUUUAUCCUUAUUUUCUGUCUCUUGCUCCCACUAACCAGAUCUAUAACUUCCCUUCAAUUUUCAGAGCUUCACCUUUACCUAAUAAUAUCCUUGAAGGAUUUUGUGAAAUGCCUUUGUCAAAGUCCACAUAAAUAAUAUCCAAAGACAUUUUCCUGCCACUAUUCAAAUUUGAGAUAGAAAUCAUUGUGUUCCAGGAAGUUGUUACUGCCCAGUGUCAUUAUUUUCUUCUUUUGCUUUUUCACUUGCAUUUAUUUUGGUGAGUUCUCCUCCCUGAUUCCAUGUUAAUUUCUUUGGCCGUUGUCAUCGUCUCCCACUGUAAAUACUGACGCAGGUGCAUCGGCCAUUUCCUGGCUUUUAUUUAUAACAAUAAUCAAUGUGCCCACAUUGCUGCUGAUCACCCUCUACCUAAUUGUAAAAUUCUCUUUUUAUGUCCCUUCUCCACUGUCUGUAACCUGCUUCCAAGUUGCUACUGCCUUUCUGCUUUUUAUACGAUCACUACUGUUAAUUUCCCAUAGACUGUGUUGAUAUUUCUCAUUAGUGCAAGUUGCUGAUUGAGAAUUUCAUACAGUGGAGCCACAUUACGACUGGUCAUAAGAGCUGCGUAGUGACAGUUGGCAAAGCAAUUUGCAACAUUAAAUGUUGAUGAGGUUCAGUCAGUAACUGUGAUAACAAAACACAAGAUUAAUGGAUCGGAAAUUUGGCAGUUGUAAGUCUCUUAAUGUGUCUAUAUAUCUCCACUGAAGUCAUAGAUUCCUAUAUUUUGAUUAUUUGAUAUUUGCUCAAUAUUUUAAGGAUAAAUUUUGCAUCACUAAUGCAAUGGCAGUUCUCUCAUAGCAAGUUAGAAUUUUGUUAUGAAUAUCCAACAAGAUCAAAGCAAUUUGUUACAGGAAGGACAUCGGUGAUCAGGACUUGACUCAGUCAGUAUGCAUUUUAAAUUAUGUGCAACAAUUGGGGUUGGCAGUAUAAUGAAAAAUAGCCAGCGAGGAAGGCCUAAUAUUUCCCCAAAAUCUCCUGCUCAUUCUCAACCAAUAAUUCGAUUUUAAUUACAUCUUUCCAUUUGUUUUUGUCCUGGCUGCCGCUACCUCCACGAGGUGCAGGAUGGGCAAUGUACUGAAUCAAGAUGCAUAGUUUACUUAGGAACAUAAAGACAGAGUAGGCCAUUCAACCCACGGUCCACUUCCAGCAGGGCUGUACUCCAUCUACCAGUCUGGUUAUGUGCCUAAACACACAGGACAUUCCAAACCUUGCAUUUCUGUGUUUAUAGCACUGCAGUGGGAAGUAUCUGUCACAUAGGGUUACCUGUCUUCACAUUCACUGCAUAUGUAGUUUCUAUAAAACUAACCACCUUGAGAUUCAGUAUAGCAAACAGCGGUAACAAUGUUAGCUUAGAUUCUUCUUAUUGGAAUAAUGCCAGUUGUACUCUUACUUGAUUUUUUUUCUCUCUCUGCAAAUGUGGAAGGCUUUAGCAAGCAGAAACAAAUUUUGCGGAACUUAAUUGAUUUGCAGAAGUCAGCGGACGUCAGCGAGAAAUGUAAAGAACAUCACAAGACACUAGAUAUGGAAUGUUGUAUAGUAACUAUAAACAGAGGAGCUUCUAUAUGCAAAUUGUUUUUCAACUUCAUGUUUCUUGCACAACAGUACAUAGUGAGGUUGACAUCUGUCACAAGUUGAAUUCUGGAUGGAAAGAUGUUUAAUUUCACAGGAAAGAGAUUUAUAUGGAAUGAAACUUUGGGUGCGCUGGUGUUUGAGAUUAAUUCAGUGACUUGUUGAAUUGGGGGUGUGUAGGAAUUUAAGUUUUGUCCAGUUUUGGAGGGGCUCAUGAAGUGCACACACACACACUAUGGUAAAAUUCCAAUUAUCCAGCACCCGAUUGGAAACCCUGAUGGUCUGACUAGGGGUUGGGUGUGUGGCUGGAACCAGGGUGGGCUCUGUAGCACCAGGGGUCAGGAACAUGAGUAAGAUUGCAGCUGGAACUGGGGUCCAGAGUGCUUGUACAUAUCCCAUCCCUUUAACUCGCUGGGUUCACUGGAAGAUUGAUUGUAUUACUGUGUAAUAUGUUUCCAAAAAAAAAGUGAAAUUAAAGUGUUGGGAUGUUACUUGGAGGAGCAUACAACAGUCCAGAAAAUGUGCUACUCCAGCACCACUGAAGUGCCAAGGGUUCUGAAUUAUUGUAGUUCACCGUAAGGUAUAGGUACAGAUCCUUUACUGAAUGGUUAUUGGGUCGGCAGGGUGAGGGUCUGUGUCCUGGGUGCUGUCUCACACAUCUGUUUUGAAUGAUGCUGAGGCUCGAAAAUAAUCUACUCCGCAAAACUGGCAUAAGAAACAAUAGGACAAUUUAUUUUAGAACCCAUGAGUCCCUAAAUAACCCCUGAUUUGUUACUUUGCCAGGUCUAAAUUGCGAAAGAGAUGGCAAAGAGCAAGUUUCCUUGCCUUAAUGGAUUUAAUAUUUUUUCUUGGUCAUUGUGUAUGUGUUUGAAAUAUACCAAAAUGCAUCUUUAAAAAUGUUUGUCAAAACACUUUAACAGUGGUAGAAUAAAGUAUGUGUAUAAUAAACUGUCUCUAUGUGCAGCAAUGUUUUAAGUAUAUCGUUGAGAAUAAAUAUUUUGGCACUCAGCUACAUCUUCAGA